AUGGAUUCAACCUCCUAUCUUGAUCGAUAUCGCCAUUUAAGCGCUGUUGAUCAGCAGAAGAAUCAGCUCAUCGAGGAGCUCCUAAAACGAGUGACCGACCUCGAGAACUCCUUCCAACAAGAGAAACUUGAUCAUGAACGCGAGACUCGCUUCAAUCGUGAUAUUCAACUUCACGAGAUGGAGUUGAUGCAACAGAUACACCAGAUCAAGUCUAUUAUGGAUCGAGAACCUUUCGUCGUCGUACUAUUAGAUGGAGAGGGAAUAAUCUUCAAGGAUGAAUUCCUCCAGCAGGGUGAAGAGGGCGGUCGCAAUGCCGCCAAGCAGCUUUACACGGCCCUUCAUACCUACGUGACGGCGAACCUCCCGAAUAUUAAAGUACCGAAGUUAUUGACAAAGAUUUAUUUGAAUGUGAGGGUCUUCAGUGAGAUAGGUUUCAAUGAGACCAUGUCCUUCUCGGAGAUCGUGGACAUUGGCUCCGGGAAAAACAAGGCUCUCGAUAAGAUGAAAGAGACCCUCCAAGUCUUCCUUUACAACUGCCAUUGCCACCAAAUCUUUUUAGGCUGCCCUUCAAAUACCGAAUACACGAACUUCCUGGAGGAUAUACUGCAAGAGGGUGAUCUCACUGGCCGUAUUUCUCUCGUGGAGGGUGUUGCCUUUGAGAAAGAGCUUGAGACAAUCAAGAACUCAUAUCGCAUCGCCAAAUUCCCAGAAGUUUUCCGUUCCGUCAAACUGGCGCCUGCUUGGGCUCCCGCAUGGAAGAAUACUCAUGCCUUACCGUCGCGGUCCCUACUCACUCCAUCUCCAUCGCGACAGUUCUCAAUGCCCCUGCCUUUAUCCCGCACGUCAACCAACACCAGUAUUUCAGGCGCCGGGGCUCCUUUGACAGCAUUGACACCUAACGAAGAGGGUGGAUCUCCCGACUUCCAGGUUGUUCGCUCCAAGACGGAAAAUUCGACCGCCCCUCCCAAAACCGUGGAGAGGAAUAAAUAUGGACAGCGAGUGGAUCGUCUCGACUUCAAAAGCAUUCCUCGCGAUGAACUUAAUCGGUUGAAGAAGUUGAAGCUCUGCAAUUACCAUUUCCUGCUCGGGGAAUGCCCUAACGAGGAGAAUUGCUAUCAUGACCACGAUCGCAAAUUAACUCGUCAAGAACUUCAUAUUUUGUCGGCUAUCGCACGCAUGACACCCUGUCGCUUUGGGCUGGAAUGUGAUGACCCGGAGUGUAUCUACGGCCACCGUUGUCCCCAGAGUGAGCCUGGCAAAAAGACUUGCUUUCGAGGUGACAGCUGUCGCUUUGAGCCAGUAGCACACGGCAUCGACACGAAUAUUGUCAAAGUGACAAAGGUUUAG
Messenger RNA from Penicillium waksmanii, 1347 nucleotides. RefSeq names its product CCCH zinc finger protein. The transcript has 5 exons. The coding region runs from base 1 to 1347 and encodes 448 amino acids. Gene Ontology annotation, molecular function: metal ion binding. The record is from RefSeq and is a predicted model, not a curated record. Lineage: Eukaryota; Fungi; Ascomycota; Eurotiomycetes; Eurotiales; Aspergillaceae.